Molecule: messenger RNA, 2558 nt
Organism: Rhea pennata
Lineage: Eukaryota; Metazoa; Chordata; Aves; Rheiformes; Rheidae
Gene: ITGB8
Product: integrin subunit beta 8
Exons: 14
Coding region: 1-2307 (768 amino acids)
Biological process (GO): cell migration; cell adhesion mediated by integrin; integrin-mediated signaling pathway
Cellular component (GO): integrin complex; cell surface; focal adhesion
Molecular function (GO): integrin binding
Source: RefSeq, a predicted model, not a curated record
AUGAUGUGGGCGCCGCUGCUGGCGUGUCUCGCCGCGGGGAUCAUCUCCGUGCAGAAGUGCCAGCGCGGCCCCGGGCCCCUCCUCGGCGCGGCCCGGCUGUUGGCGGCCGCGCCGGGACUCUGCCAGCGCCCAGAAAACAGAUGUGCCACUUCAAAUGCAGUAACAUGCACAAAGUGCCUUGCUUUGGGUCCAGAGUGUGGAUGGUGUGCUCAAGAGGAUUUCACGGCUGACACAACACAGACGGGACGCUGUGACACUGUUUUUAACUUAAUGAAAAGAGGCUGCCAAUCAGAUUUUGUAGAAAAUCCCACAGUUCAUGUAGCAAUACCGAGUGACCAUGAAACAAAUACACAAGUGAUACCGGGAGAAGUUUCAGUCCAACUGCGUCCAGGAAGCGAAACAAACUUUAUAUUAAAAGUCCGUCCUCUAGAGAAAUACCCUGUGGAUCUCUAUUACCUAGUUGAUGUCUCAGCCUCUAUGCACAACAAUAUAGAAAAAUUAAAUUCAGUUGGAUUUGCUCUAUCUAAAAAAAUGGAGAAUAUUUCUCUUGAUUUUCGACUUGGAUUUGGAUCAUAUGUGGAUAAAACUGUGUCACCCUAUAUUAGCAUUCACCCAGGUAGAAUCCAUAACCAAUGCAGUGAUUAUAAUUUAGAUUGUAUGCCUCCUCAUGGUUAUAUUCAUGUGCUAUCCCUGACUGACAACAUAGGAGAAUUCAGAAAUGCAGUGAAUAAACAAAAAAUUUCUGGGAAUAUUGAUACACCCGAAGGGGGUUUUGAUGCAAUGCUCCAAGCAGCUGUAUGCCAGAGUCAUAUUGGAUGGCGCAAAGAAGCCAAGCGACUACUUCUUGUGAUGACAGAUCAAACUUCCCAUCUGGCCCUGGAUAGUAAACUAGCAGGGAUAGUAAUUCCUCAUGAUGGGAACUGCCAUCUGAAAGAUAAUGUGUACGUCAAAGCUACGAGUAUGGAGCAUCCAUCGCUUGGGCAGCUUUCUGAAAAGUUGAUUGACAAUAACAUCAAUGUUAUUUUUGCAGUUCAAGGAAACCAGUUUCAUUGGUAUAAAGAUCUGUUACCGCUGUUGCCUGGUACUGUUGCAAGACAGAUAGAAUCACAAGCAGCAAAUCUCAAUGAUUUGGUGGUGGAAGCCUAUCAGAAACUAAUCUCUGAAGUGAAAAUUCAAGUGGAUAACCAGAUCCAAGAUCUUAAUUUCAAUAUCACUGCAAUCUGUCCUGAUGGAAGUAAAAAAACAGGCAUGGAAGGAUGUAAAAAUGUGGGAUAUAAUGAAGAAGUGCUUUUCAACGUCUCACUUACAAUGAAAGGAUGUCAUACAACUGGAGAGAGAAAAUACGCGAUACUUAAGCCUAUUGGUUUCAAUGAAACCACCAUCAUUAAUGUACAUAAAAACUGUGCCUGUCAGUGUGGAGACAGUGCAAGGCAUAAAAGGGUUUGUGUUGAUGAAACUUUUCCUGAUGGUGAACAGUCCCGUUGCAGUGACACUAACUGUAAUCCCAAUAGAGACACAUUUUCUUCUGAGAGGUGCAGACGACACCAGGACGAGCCCAUCUGCAGUGGCCAAGGAGACUGCGUAGGUGGAAAAUGUUUCUGUUACAAAAACAAGCUGGGCAAGGUGUAUGGCAAGUACUGUGAAAUGGAUGAUUUUUCCUGCCCAUAUCACCAUGGAAACUUGUGUUCUGGUAAUGGCGAAUGUGAAGCUGGUAAAUGUAAAUGCUUUGCUGGCUGGGAAGGUGACCGUUGUCAGUGUUCGUCGCAAUUAGCAAAACAGUGCCUGAAUUCAAAGGGGCAAGUUUGCAGUGGAAGAGGAAAUUGUGUAUGUGGAAAGUGUGAAUGCACUGAUCCAAGAAGCUUUGGCCGUUUGUGUGAAUAUUGCCCUAGUUGUAACAGUGCCUGUGAAGAAAACUGGAAUUGUGUUCAGUGCCAUCAUCCUAACAAUGCAUCUCAAGCUAUACUUGACCAGUGUAAAACCUCAUGCAGUUAUAUGUUGCAUUAUAUUGACCAAACUUCAGAAUGUUUCUCUGGACGAAGCUACUUUAGAAUCUUUUCCAUAAUCUUUAUAGUUACAUUUCUGAUUGGAUUGCUUACUGUACUUAUCAUCAGGCAGAUAAUUCUGCAGUGGAAUAGCAAUAAAGUUAAGUCUUCAGCUGGUUACAGAGUAUCUACAACAAAGAAGGAUAAGAUGUUUUUGCCUACUGUUUGUACCAGAACGGUAACAUACAGACGUGACAAACCAGAAGAAAUAAAUAUCGACAUCAGCAAGUUACGAUUAAACGAAACCUUCAAGUGUGAAUUCUGAAGACAGUGUUUUCUGCAAAUGUCUAUUUCCAUCAUUUUCUACUUUUAAAAAGUACUUUUGUACUCUGUAAGAGUCUCGACUGUUGCUAUUUGAUUUUGUGUCAUGUAUUUUGUUAAAUACUGUAACAAAGUGACAUGCAAACAUAGUCACAUAAUGUGACUCUGUUUGAAGUGAUAGCUGCUGUUUUUUGGGGGGUUUAUUGUUUUGGGGGUUUUUUUUUGUUGUUGUUGUUUUGGGUUUUUUUAAGAGAA